Molecule: messenger RNA, 2789 nt
Organism: Pseudomassariella vexata
Lineage: Eukaryota; Fungi; Ascomycota; Sordariomycetes; Amphisphaeriales; Pseudomassariaceae
Product: kinase-like domain-containing protein
Exons: 2
Coding region: 173-2530 (785 amino acids)
Biological process (GO): mitotic DNA damage checkpoint signaling; protein phosphorylation
Cellular component (GO): cytoplasm; nucleus
Molecular function (GO): ATP binding; protein serine/threonine kinase activity
Source: RefSeq, a predicted model, not a curated record
AGAUUUUAUCAUCACGAUACCAGCCCAUCCAAGUCAUUCAACGACUCCAUGACAUGUUAAUUUGUCAAUGUAACAUUGAAUUGGUGUCUGCACACGGCAGCCCGCUCUCUCCCACCAAGACAUCAGAAACUUUCCUCAGCUGUAUCUCGGAUUCUCACGCUGCGAGGCUGUGAUGCCAGUCACGGAUAUCAACAAUACUAACAAGAAAGGGGAGCCCGGCGGGGGGGAUUCUUCUCGGUGUGUGGGAUAUAACCCGGCCAAUCACCGGAACUCAGCUCUCUUGGGCUGCACAUCGAUCGACCAAGCCGCAGUGGGUGCUACCAAAGACAAAGAUGCAUCAAUCAACAUCUCAAAUGCGGAUGUAGUGCCGGCGAAAGUUAAUGUAGUCGAUACACCUCAAGCAAGUUCAGAUGAAUCGCAGUGCACGGCGAUCAAUGGCCCUCGUCAGACGGGACAAGAUAAUUCUCAAACUACCGAAGAGAAUAUUUCUCGGGGUAUGGAAAACCGUCUGCAAGCCUCGCAGUCCACGGUGGCCAAUAGCUCGAAUCGUAUAGAGAUGAAACUUCGUCGACUCACAGAAGGGGAGAACUAUCGUCAAAUUCAAACGAUUGACAGUCAACAAGCAGAGAUUGUGCCUGCCCGAAAGGGUAGCAGGGGUUCUCAGCAUCAGCACACCGAGAAAACCACUUCGCAGCGCACAGAAUCUACCCAAGCAUUCUCUCAACGACAUGGGAUUGGCCUAGCGGGUGUCUCCCUGUCAGACCUUGAGCUUGCCGCCCUGUCAGAACCGAGUACACCACGGAGAUUAGAAAAGGCAGAGAGAUACCCGGACGUGGCCGCAGUGCGACUAGCUUUCAUGGGAACUGCAUGUGGCACCCGAAUUUUCAUCACGCCGCUUAUAGGACCAGAAAGUAUCAAGCAGAAUGCGCAUGAGAAUGAACCAGAAGGAAACGACCACGGAAUUUCUUGGCUCAGGUAUCCAGCUCCGCCAUUGGCCUCGGAGACAUCGACAAUACCCGUCCAGAUUGUCGCCGUGAGUCAAACCACUUACGCCCCCGGGUACAAGGUUAAGGCUGUACUUCCCCCUGGCGGCAGUUCACGAAUACUCGAAUGCACAAUUAUCUUUGACCCCGGACGGGACGAUGUGCUUGUAACUAAUGACUCAAACAUGUCGCCCAUCCACAUCAUUCCCAUAAUGACAGAUCAGCAAGACGAUGCAGAACCGAUUGUUCUCUUUCCCCAAGCAGCCAGAUACGUAUCACCGGGCACGUACCGGCUGAUUGUCUCGGCCUCACAGCGGGCCAGGGCGGAUAAUGAUGAAGACAAACACGAGCUGGUGCAUGUUAAAAUCAUGCCACGUCGGUUUAUUAGCUCAAAAACACCUGCCUUCAAAGAUAAUGUAGAUGCUAUAACCCAAAUCGAAACUCGCAAGCGGCCACCACAGGAUGCACCCUCGUCGGUUAUUGUCCACGGAGACAAACGGGCUCGCAAUGUUCAUGGUGAAGGCAUUUCGUCUCAAGCCAUGAUCCAACAUCAAGUCAAAGAGGGCAAUCCACUCGUGGGCAUUACCGAGAGCCAAAUGGUCCGGAUUCUGGGAGAUGGCAAGGAGAACCGGUACACACUUGCCCCCAGACAGCGCAUCGCCCGCAACAGGGGCUCAGAAGUCUUUGCAGCCUCCCACUCAAACAUGCCCGCCCAGUUGGUCGCCGUAAAAGUCCUCAAGACCGACAAUCACUACUCGCUUGCCCACAUCGUCGAAACAUGGCUCAAGGAGACUCAUAUCCACUCACGCCUUACAAAAUCUCUGUCAGAGAAGCCAGGUGUGUCCGUGCUCAGCAUGCUUUCAGCCGAUGCCCGCCUGCUAUCCAUGUACCAAGAGCACCACCCCUCUCGCUCCCUUGGAUCUUGGCCGCGCUGGCUUUCCACGGGCACUCACAUGUUCACGGGGACAAUGCAAGAUGCACACCGUGUCUUAGUGGACAUGGCAGCAGCCCUUGAGCAUGUGCAUGCUCAAGGUGUGCUGCAUAAUGACAUCAAACCGGCCAACAUACUGUACAGUCCCGAACGUGGUGCCGUCUUGAUUGACUUUGGUCUGGCUAGUCUGGUUUCCUGGCCCUGCGUACACGCCGGUACGCCGUGGUAUUUACCCCCCGAGUUCAGGGCAUUGCCAGAGAGAGGCGAGGCCAGUGACAUGUUCGCGCUGGGGGUGGUGGCGCUGUACCUUGUGGGGUUGCUACCUCUGCCGGAUCGACUGAGGAGGGUCGAGGAGUGGAGGAUUGCGCAUUUGCAUGGUCACUGUCCGGCGACGGAUCAGAUAAAGGCCAUGGAUGCGAUGGAUAGCUGGUUGAGAGAGGUGGAAAUGACUAAGUCAAACAUGCGUAGCAAGAUGAAGACUUUAGACGAACAUGUCCAAGAGGCAGCGAUAUACGGUGCUGUGGUCCAAAUGCUUCAACGGAUGCCCGAAAAGAGGAUCACCGCGCCAAAACUGGUCCGUUGGUUGGACAAAAGAACAGUGCUAGGUAGUGGGUAGCAAUACGGUGCCUCCACCAUGCCAUAAAAUCUUGUGGCUAGUCACGGAUAGGAUGCUGCACAGAAAUUUUAUCUUUGGACAACGGCCAGGAAGGCUUGAAGGUGACGGAUUUCAAGAGAGGUCCCCCGAUAUGUUUGCGGCGCCUGCUCUUAGAGCAGCCUUGAUGAUGCCACCGAGCGAGCAACAUGACGAGCUCACUAGCGUUACCACAUAUGAGAAUAUAUCAAUAAUAAGGGUCACAUAUAAUCCUCGAAGUCAG